Molecule: messenger RNA, 1614 nt
Organism: Durio zibethinus
Lineage: Eukaryota; Viridiplantae; Streptophyta; Magnoliopsida; Malvales; Malvaceae
Source: RefSeq, a predicted model, not a curated record
CACCAAUCAUUGCUUGCUAUUUUUUUCAGGCAUGGAGUCAGGCAGAGACUAUCAUGCUGGUUCGAUGGUCCAUCUUACAUUACCCAAUGUCCCAUUCAAGCUGGCCAGACUUUCACAUAUGAGUUCACGUUGGUGAAGCAGAAGGGCACUUUUUUCUGGCAUGCCCAUGUUUCUUGGCUUAGGGCCACUGUUUAUGGUGCCUUGAUUGUGUAUCCUAAAACAGGGGUGCCUUACCCUUUCAAACACCCUUAUGAAGAGCAUAUCGUUAUCCUAGGGGAGUAUUGGCUGAGAGAUGUAUUAAAACUUGAGCGGCAAGUUCUAGCAAGCGGAGGAGGUUCUCCACCAGCAGAUGCAUUUACCAUUAACGGACACCCAGGCCCUAACUACAAUUGCUCCAGAAAUGAUGUCUACAAGAUCAAUAUAGUUCCAGGGAAGACAUAUUUGUUAAGGCUAAUCAAUGCAGGAUUAAACAUGGAGAAUUUCUUUGCCAUAGCUUUUCAUAAAUUAACAAUUGUGGAGGCUGAUGCUGAGUACACCAAGCCAUUCACCACGGACCGUGUGAUGCUGGGACCAGGGCAGACCAUGAAUGUCCUUGUCACUGCUGAUCAGCCGAUAGGAAAGUACUCCAUGGCCAUGGGACCUUACAUGUCUGCCCAGAAUGUUCCAUUCCAAAGCGUAUCAGCCAUUGCUUACUUCGAAUACUUAGGUGCUGUCCCUAGCAGUAUAUCAUUACCGGCUAAAUUACCAAGCUUUAAUGAUAACCUUGCUGUAAAGACUGUCAUGGAUGGUCUUAGAAGCCUUAAACCUGUUAAAGUUCCUAAAGAGAUUGAUACUAGCCUGUUUGUCACCGUGGGAUUAAAUGUCAACGAAUGCUGAUCCAAGACACCACAGAAAAACUGCCAAGGCUUGAACAAUGGAACUUUUGCAGCUUCCAUGAACAAUAUAAGCUUUGUCAAGCCCACUGUUUCUGUUUUGGAAGCUUACUAUAAGAAGAUUGGUGGUCAAUUCACUGAGGACUUUCCAGGUGCACCCCUUCAUUUCUAUGACUUUGUCAAUGGGGCACCAAAUAAUGCUCCUAAUAACACACAGGCCGUUAAUGGAACUAGGACCAAGGUCAUUGAAUUUGGAAGCAAGGUGCAGAUUAUCUUCCAGGACACCGGCACAGUCACAACUGAAAACCACCCUAUUCAUCUUCAUGGCUACAGCUUCUAUGUUAUCGGAUAUGGUACCGGGAAUUUUAAUGCACAGACUGCAAAUUUUAACUUGAUUGAUCCACCUUAUAUGAACACAAUUGGAGUCCCAGUAGGAGGAUGGGCAGCAAUUCGAUUUGUUGCUGACAAUCCAGGGGUUUGGUUUAUGCAUUGCCACUUAGACAUACACCAGUCAUGGGGAUUAAGUGCGGUGUUGAUUGUGGAGAACGGGAAAGGUGACCUGGAGACUCUACCUCAUCCUCCUGCAGACCUGCCCCGGUGCUAGAGCCCUUGGAUUUUAUUAAAUGGAAACGAAAUGGAUUCCUGUGAUCUUUCUGAUCAAGGAUUCUUUUUGGCGCAAAUUGUGUUAUAUUGCCUAGUCCAUUUCUUCUAGAACAUUAAAUUGUGUAUCAAAAGAAGUAAA